This is a messenger RNA of Hydatigera taeniaeformis, 273 nucleotides long. NCBI's taxonomy places the organism in Eukaryota, Metazoa, Platyhelminthes, Cestoda, Cyclophyllidea, Taeniidae. The record is from the annotation of a GenBank genome assembly.
AUGUCAUCGCAAGAGGAUGCAGUCAUCAAAAAUGCCGACAUGGAUUCGGCGAUGCAGAAGGAUGCUGUGAGCAUAGCAACUCAGGCUUUUGAGAAGCUCAGCAUUGAAAAAGACGUUGCAGGGUACAUAAAAAGGGAAUUCGACAAACGAUAUUCACCCAAUUGGCACUGCAUCGUAGGAAAAAACUUUGGCAGCUAUGUUACUCAUGAAGCUAACCACUUCAUCUACUUUUACCUCGGAAACACGGCUGUUCUCCUUUACAAAGCGGGAUAG